Linderina pennispora is the source of this 531-nucleotide messenger RNA. RefSeq lists its product as uncharacterized. The transcript has 2 exons. Gene Ontology annotation, cellular component: cytosolic large ribosomal subunit; ribosome. Gene Ontology annotation, molecular function: structural constituent of ribosome. Lineage: Eukaryota; Fungi; Kickxellomycota; Kickxellomycetes; Kickxellales; Kickxellaceae. The record is from RefSeq and is a predicted model, not a curated record. Bases 1 to 411 code for a protein of 136 amino acids. Gene Ontology annotation, biological process: translation.
AUGCCCAAGUUUUUGAAGAACGGGAAGGUUGUUAUUAUCCUCCAGGGUCGCUACGCCGGUAAGAAGGCCGUGAUCGUUAAGAACGUCGAUGAGGGCACCAAGGAGCGCCCCUACGGCCACGCGAUCGUUGCCGGUAUUGAGCGCUACCCGCUCAAGGUGACCAAGUCGAUGGACAAGAAGAAGGUUGCGUCGCGCUCGCACGUCAAGCCCUUCAUCAAGGUUGUCAACUACGCCCACCUGAUGCCCACCCGUUACAGCCUCGAGCUUGAGGAGAUCAAGGCUGCCGUUACCGCCGAGACCUUCUCCGAGCCCUCGCAGCGUACCGCCGCCAAGAAGGCCGUCCGUAACAGCCUGCAGCAGCGCUACACCGCUGGCAAGAACAAGUGGUUCUUCACCAAGCUCCGCUUCUAAGUUUGUUGCCUGGCAUUCAGCCCUUUCUGUGGUAGGAUUAUUUCAUUAUACUCUCCACCAUGUCUUGUUCAGUGGAAUGCAACACUUGCGAGUGCAUCAAAAGCAAAAUAGACACGAGCC